AUACUCCAAUGGACGUUUACCGCAAAAAUAGAUAUUAAAAUGCAAUGUAAAUUCAAAUCAAUCUUUCUUGUAAAAAAUUCAUUUCGGUCGUACUCUUCUUCCCUAUAUUCCUUUUGUUUCUAAAACGCUUAAAAUGGUCCAGAGUACGCCCAGUCAAGAUAAGGAAUCUCUUUGAUGGAUGUGCAAAUCGGCUGUCAGAUAUUCACGGACGCACAAGAGGGAAAGUUCCUUCUGUGAAUCAAAUCACUGAACAGAAGGAAAAUUCGUUCGAAGGAGGGGAUAUUCCGAUUGAUAUAAAAGUUCAUUUGCAAAUAUCAGUAGCAUAUUAAUCAUUAGUAUCUAACUCAAACAACAAUGUGUUCAGCUAAAGUGACUCUGCUAUUAGCUCUCGCAACUUUAGCGAGUGCAGGCUACCUAGAGCAAGGCCUGGAAAGUGAAGGCGGCAUCGAACACUAUGGGGGAGUUGAAGAAGCGUAUAGCGGAGGACACGAUGAAGACGAGCAUAAAGAUUAUUACGCACAUCCUAAAUAUCAAUACAACUAUGCCGUAAACGAUUAUCAUACUGGAGAUGUCAAGCAGCAAUAUGAAGAGCGAGAUGGAGACUCGGUGAAAGGAUCUUACAGCGUAAAGGAAGCUGACGGUUCCACAAGAAUUGUCAAUUAUAAAGCUGACAAGCACAACGGCUUCCAAGCUACAGUAGCAAGGAUCGGUGGUGAAGGCAAGGAAGAAUAUAACGAAUAUCCCAAACAACACUAAAAUUCCAGACAGACUGCAAAUUAGCCAAAUAGUGAAAUUCGAUACAAAAGCUUGGACAUAUGGUUUUGCACAAAAUCGUUCUGGUUCACGCUUAUUUUACAAUAUGGCAGAUCAAUACAAAGAUGGAACUGAGGCUGAUCUUUAACAUGUAACGUCCUUGUCAAAUAUUACCCAACGAUAUAGGAGGCUGCAUGAUCCAGAAAAAUUACAUGUGAAUGAAGUGUUCAAAUAUUUUAUUUAUAUGAUGUUAUAAGAAAUGCACACUGUGAUUAAUCAUUAUAAUUUUGUAUCUGAAAACUUCCUAAUAAAGCAAUGCGAUCAAAAGUAUUCUUGAUUCAAUCACAAAUAAUGCAAUUAAACCACUCCAUAUUCUUUUUCGUGAUUAUGGAAUAUAUUUACAGAUCGAAAUAUGCAAAAAACUUCAUAUCAAACGACUCCCCCAUCUCAUAUAUUUCUAAAACCUGUAUUAUUGGUAUUUUCUAUCGAAAUUUAGCAUAGAAAAAUGGAAUUCAGUAUGCGAGGGCGCUUGGGGAAAACUAUUGUUUUCGAAAUGUA
This is a messenger RNA of Coccinella septempunctata (seven-spotted ladybird), 1311 nucleotides long. RefSeq names its product cuticle protein 19-like. The coding region runs from base 355 to 756 and encodes 133 amino acids. Lineage: Eukaryota; Metazoa; Arthropoda; Insecta; Coleoptera; Coccinellidae. The record is from RefSeq and is a predicted model, not a curated record. Gene Ontology annotation, cellular component: extracellular matrix. The transcript has 3 exons.